Colletotrichum truncatum is the source of this 1722-nucleotide messenger RNA. RefSeq names its product MFS transporter. Lineage: Eukaryota; Fungi; Ascomycota; Sordariomycetes; Glomerellales; Glomerellaceae. Gene Ontology annotation, biological process: transmembrane transport. Gene Ontology annotation, molecular function: transmembrane transporter activity. Gene Ontology annotation, cellular component: plasma membrane. The record is from RefSeq and is a predicted model, not a curated record.
AUGCCACCACAAGCUGACUGCGACAAUGGCAUCACUGCCGUAUCGACUAAUUCCACAGUCACCGAUAUCGAGAAGCAAGUCGAGCACAUUCCGAACAAGAUGCAGCAGGUGAUGGAGGGGCCUGCCACGAAGACAUAUAAAUCAAAUUGGAAUAAACCUGUUCCAUUUUACGUAGCAUUCACCUCUCUCGGCAUAAUGGUUCUGGUAGUAUCGCUUGAUGCCACAAUGCUAGCUGUUGCUAUCCCAGCCAUCACAUCGCAACUCGGCGGCACAACCCUUGAAGCCUUUUGGGCCAGCAUCUCCUUCAUGCUCGGUGUCGUCGUAACACAACCGAUUUACACUAGCGCAUCUGACGUUCUCGGCCGAAAGAUGUCCAUGUAUGCGGCGUGCAUUCUCUUCUUGAUUGGAUCUAUCAUCUUUGCCGUAGCAAAGUCCAUGCCCAUCGUCAUUCUUGGGCGCGUGAUCCAGGGUCUAGGCGGAGGUGGUCUAGACGUCCUUUCCGAGAUUAUUACUGCCGACAUCACGACUUUGAAAGAACGGCCACUCUGGAUUGGACUACACAGUAUACCAAUGGCGGCAGGGACACUUGCAGGCCCCAUAAUCGGUGCAUUACUCAGUGAAUACUCCGAUUGGCGAUGGAUUGGCUGGAUGAACAUACCCAUUCUUGCCGUUGCCGUCAUUUUGGCCUUUUUCUUCCUGGAUCUCAAACCGAUUAGCGGUAGUCUUCGUUCUAGGUUGGGGAGGCUUGACAUGGUUGGCAUGCUUCUGUUUGCCGUCGGCUGCACUCUGUUCUGCCUGCCGCUCAGUUGGGCCGGCGCAAUGUACCCUUGGUCGUCAUGGAAGACGAUCGUACCGCUCCUUGUCGGUGUCAUUUUCAUCCUGGCAUUCUGCGUCUGGGAAUCGAAACCGUCCGAACCUGUUUUUCCGUAUCGAAUCUUUCAGUCUAGAACUGCACAAGUCGCGCUCACCGGGGCCCUCAUCCACGGCAUGAUUACGUACGCCAUCUUGAUAUACGUGCCUCUACAAUUCCAGGCAGUCCUUCUCCAGUCGCCUUUACGAUCCGCUGUUAACGUCCUCCCCAUGUGUGCGAUGGUAGUUACCUUCUCCGGUCUUUCAGCGGUUGGCGUCGAGUACACAAGACGAUACCGCUGGGAGAUUUGGCUAGGCUGGAUCGCUUGCACAGUGGGCACUGGUCUCUGUGUUCUUUGGGACAGAGAGUCUUCCGUUGCCGAGAUUGCUGGGUUCCAGAUCCUCCUUGGCAUCGGCAUUGGCACACUCUUCACGCUCCCCAGCAUUCCGCUUCAGGCCGCCAUGGAAAGCGCUGAUGAUCAUGGGCUAGCAAGUGGGAUUUUGGUAUCUUUCAGGUUGUUCGGUGCUCUCAUUGGUCUGUCCAUGGGAUCGACCAUAUUCAGUAGCAUUUUUGGAAAGAAAAUUGCUCCAUUGCUACCGCUUCCUGAAGCCUUGUCUGCUUUGGAAAAUCCAAGUGAAGCGGUCGGCUUCAUACCAUACUUGAGAGACCUCGAAUCUUCAAUGCCAAUAGAGGUGAUAAGUGCUAUCAAGGCCGUUUACAAUGAUAGCAUGAGGUCGAUUUGGUACACCCUGACAGCAUUUGGUGGAAUUGGACUUAUUCUGUCAUUCUGGAUGGAAGAACUUACGCUUGAGACGGAAGAAUUGGGUAGGCAACACUUUGAAGCUGGUGCACCAAGAAGUGAGAAGCAGUAG